Messenger RNA from Emericellopsis cladophorae, 2016 nucleotides. Its product is annotated as extracellular phytase. Gene Ontology annotation, molecular function: alkaline phosphatase activity. NCBI's taxonomy places the organism in Eukaryota, Fungi, Ascomycota, Sordariomycetes, Hypocreales, Bionectriaceae. The record is from RefSeq and is a predicted model, not a curated record. Bases 1 to 2016 code for a protein of 671 amino acids. Gene Ontology annotation, biological process: dephosphorylation. The transcript has a single exon.
AUGUUCUCCAAGCUCAGCAUCGCGGCCACCGCCCUCGCGGCCCUCAGCGCCCCCGUCGCUGGCCAGACCUACCGGCGCCUCGGCUCCUGCCCGUCCCUGGGCUGCGUCCUGCCCCCGGAUCAGGCUGACUUCCUGCCGGGCCAGCUCUUCGAUCUCCGUGUCGAGGUCCACGCGCCCGUCAAUGGCUCCGAGGCGGCCCACGACGGCAAGCCCGACGAGAAAUUCAAGGUCACCAUCGCCAAGGAUGGCGAGAAGCCCCGCGACUUUGCCGACGCCUUUGGUCUCGACGAGCCCAAGCUCGAGAAGUGGGACUUUCAGUGGUACGAGGACCUCUUCGCCGAGGACGCGGACAAGCCCUCCGUCGUCAAUGUGGCCGCUAAGGCCUACCGCAAGCUUGCCCUCUACGAGCCCGGCACCUACACCGUCACGCUGAGCUACUACGGCAACGAGACCACCACCGCCGAGUGGACGGUCCGCGACGUCUCCAAGGAGCGCAAGGCCAAGAACGUCAUCCUCUUCAUCGGCGACGGCAUGACCACCAACAUGAUCACCGCCGCCCGCCUCAUCGCCCACAAGGCCAUCAACGGCAAGUACCAGUCGCUCAUGAAGAUGGACGAGUUCCCCGUCAUCGGCCACCAGAUGACCCACUCCCUCGACAGCUACAUCACCGACUCGGCCAACUCGGCCUCCGCCCUGUACUCGGGCCACAAGUCCAGCGUCAACGCCAUGGGCGUCUACGUCGACUCGUCCGCCGACCACUUUGACGACCCCAAGGUCGAGACCAUUGUCGAGGUCUUCAAGCGUGUCCACAAGGGCAUCUGGGGCGCCGUCUCCACGGCCCUGCUGGCCGAUGCCACCCCGGCCGCCCUGUCCGGCCACAGCCGCUCCCGCUACGACUACGGCGCCCUCAUCGACCAGGCCCUGAACGGUGUCACCAACUUCACCUGGACCAAGCAGACCGGGCCCGACGUAUACUUUGGCGCCGGUGCCGAGCAGUUCUUCCCCAACGGCAACUCGUACCAGGGCAAGGAUAUUUACGACCAGUUCGCGGACAAGGACUUCCAGGUCGUCAUGAACCGCACCAGCCUCCUCGAGCUCGGCGAGGACGACAAGGCCCUCGGCGUCUUCUGCCAGGGCAACCUCCCCGUCUGGCUGGACCGCAACGUCUACACUGACAACCUCAAGGGGCUCGAGAACGACCCCGCCGGCGGAGACGGCGACGCCCUGGACCUGCCCGGCCUCACGGACAUGACCACCAAGGCCGUCGAGAUCCUCGACAGCCGCAAGGGCGAGGAAGGCUUCUUCCUCAUGGUCGAGGCCGCCUCUGUUGACAAGCAGAUGCACGCCCUGGACUACGACCGUGCCCUCGGUGAUCUCCUCGAGCUCGACGACGCCAUCCGCGCGACCAUCAAGCUUCUCGAGGAGCGUGGCUCCCUCGAGGAGACGCAGAUCCUCGUCACCGCCGACCACGGCCACGGCUUCGACGUCUACGGCUCGGCCGAUACCGAAUACCUCGAGGCCCAGGACGACGAGCGCGCCAAGCGCCGUGCCAUCGGCACCUACGCCAACUCGGGCGAGUCGCAGUACACCCAGCCCCGGAACGUCAAGUACGGCACCGGCGCCAACUUCCCUACCGACUGGGAGCCCCGCUACGCCAUCGCCGCCGGUGUCGGCGCCCACCCGGACAUGCGCGAGAACUACAAGGUUCACAAGAGCCCCCGCAGCCCCACGGUCAGGAUUGGUGAUGAGUAUUAUGCCAACCCCGAGGACGGCGAGGGCGGCUUCGUGACCAACGGAACGCUCGCCACCGACGAGGCCGUCGGCGUCCACUCGCUCACGGACGUCCCCGUCUACGCCUGGGGUCCCUGCCAGGACCUGUUCCAGGGCACCUUUAAUAACGUUGACAUCUUCUACAAGAUCUCCGAGUGCCUUGGGCUUGGCGUCGACGAGGAGUCGGGGGACGGUGGUGACGAUGGCGAGUGCAAGACCUCCCGACGCAAGCGCCAGCACAACUAG